CUCAUAUUUCAAACGCUCCCCCUCAGCUCACACAUUUCCAUUACACAUUUAUCCCAAAAUAUUUCAAAGAAUUCUAUAUUAGCAAUCUUUUAUUCUGUUCAAACACGAUGACCUCUCUGCUGGAUACGCCGAUAGUCUCCAUUUUCGACAUGAUGGUGGAACGUCACCAGAGGCUACGCCGUGAAUUGAAAGAAGCUGUCAAAGGAUCGAAUACAUUGUCACGCCGGCUGAAAGAGGAGCAGAAACCCAUCAUAAAAUCUAAGCCAAUUCCGAUGAAGAUGACUGAUACCCCUGAAUUCGACCUACCGUCACCAUGUCCGCCGAACGCGAUAACUGCCGCACAUUUGACCAAAAAGCAAACCUCCUUGAAAGUCCAGCCGCCGACGAACAAGGAGGUGAUCAAGAAACUGGUCGAGAAGAUAUCGAAAGGUCGUGGGCCCGUCGCAACCCCAAGUGAUCGCAAGUCUGGCAGGAAGACCACUGCCAAGUCCUCCAAGGUGGUGAUCAGCCCACAUCGGCGAAGGAGGAUGGCGGGUGGUCAGGGAUCAUUCCGUAGCAAGCAGAAGCCAAGCAAGCCCAAUAUCACUCAGAUAAAGCGCUCUCCUCUUUCCCCAAGAAAGAUGGAGCUUGGACACAAGGAUGAACCACCGAAGACCAAAGUGACUAAAGUGAAGACCACGAAGAUUUUAGCCGAGAAGUCGAGUGUCCAAAUGCGCAGCAGCAAGAUAUCAGAGAUCUCCGGCAAUGGAGAGGCUCCUCUCCGAAAACGCUGGCGUCUUUAAAAAUCUUAAGAAUAUUUGGUCCCUAUGCAUAUGGAACGUAGUCUAUGUUUCCAUUUCAAGUACUUAAAUUGUUACUUCGUAAUCAGAAGAUUUAAUCAAUAUGAUCUUGGAACUCACUUAAACCCACAUGAAGGCGAUAUAAAUUGAAAAUGUACUUCAGUUAGGUUUAUCUAGUUUAUAUACGCGAAUAAAAAUUAUUUCAAAUUAAUUAAAAUCACCCUUGUAACAUGGUAUCCCUUUAUUAAAUUAACCAUUUUUGUUUUUAUUUGUAUUUAUUUGGUUUUAUAAUAAAUUAGAAUUUUCAUUACUGCAGCUUAACAUUCGGUUUCUUAUUCUUAAAUGUUAUGUUCACUAAGCCUAAAUUGUGACACAAAUUUUAAGCCAAUUUUGCUACGGGCCAAAUUGAUUUGACAAGAAUUAGUUUUUAGUGUGGGAUGAACCAACAUUUUAAUUUAGUUUCGCUUACAUCUAAACGUAUCUUCUUAAAUAUUCUGCUUUACUUUCUUUUUAACCUCUUCACAUUAUUCUUCUGCUUGUUUUUCCUUUAGCUUUUGCUUUGUUUUGUUUUUGCUCUGUUAAUUUAAAAUGCAACUACUACGAACUAACAAUACUUGGCCAUACAUAUGGUUCAUAUAUAUAGUGUAUAUAGAGUAUGCAAUUAUUGGUUUAAAUCUUGCCUUGCGUUUUAGAUUGAAUAGUUUGAAGUAUCUGGUAUCUGAUUCUUGUAUUGGUAUCGGUAUCGUCUGUAAACGGGCGCCAAAAACGGGUAAAGGUAAAGAGUUAGGAGGAGUUAUACAAAAGAACGAAAACAUUGCUCACAAUUGUUUCGAUUGGUUUUACAAAAAUAUUGUACACAAUAAAUAUUUUGUAUAAUCGUUUUUAUCAAAUUCUCUCUAGCCAUAUAUUGGCAAUUAUAUUAUAGUUAUAAUUAUAAUUAUAUACUCUCCAGUUUGCCGGUUUUGCGCUUGCUCGACAUUUAAAUGAAUUUUCUAAAACAAAAAUUCAGAGCGCUCUCUCUUGAUUUGUUUCGGUUUUUGGUAUGUUGUGAGAUAUGAAAUACUUGAGGAAUUCGUAGAUACAUUUGUCUAAAGCAAAGCAAAGCAAACAGGUGCUACGCGUAAAUGCCGUGGUAAAAACAAAACAAUUGCUCUAAUCUAACUAAAAUGCAGCUACUUAUGACGUAAAUUACACUGCGCUUUUCUUACGGGUAAAACAUAAUCAUAAAUAUGCAUAAAUGACAUAUCGGUUUGUGUCCUCCAUUUUUCUUAUGUGUGUUGGGGGUUUGUGACUAAAUUUUAGUUGAAUUUUAAAUUCAAUUUCAGAUUUUUUGGUGGCUUUGCUCUUGGCCCAAAACAUUGCAUUGGGUGUUUUGCUAGCUUGUCGAAGACAAUUGGAUUGGAUUAACUUUACUUGCACAACAUUUUGUUUAAUUUAUAUUACUGCUAGCGUACAAUGAUUUCAGCCAAAGUUCUUUCAGU
Messenger RNA from Drosophila takahashii, 2260 nucleotides. NCBI's taxonomy places the organism in Eukaryota, Metazoa, Arthropoda, Insecta, Diptera, Drosophilidae. The record is from RefSeq and is a predicted model, not a curated record.